This is a messenger RNA of Castor canadensis (American beaver), 718 nucleotides long. The record is from RefSeq and is a predicted model, not a curated record. Lineage: Eukaryota; Metazoa; Chordata; Mammalia; Rodentia; Castoridae.
GUUGCCUGAAGUAAGACUUUGCUGCAUUGAGUCGGCUGUACCGCCGUCAUCCGCACCGCAGCCAGCUAGCAGUCGAGAGAAUCAGGGCCCUACCGGGCCUCCGUAGUCGCCUUUCUACAGUGGGCGGGGCCGAGGCCGGGGUGACCCUGCCGGAACCGCCGCUGCCAGCGACAUGUUCAAGGUUUGGCUUAUUUAAAUGGUGUCUGUGGACAUCUAGAAGUGGUGAUCCCUUGGCAAAGACACCAAGGGUAUGGAGUUCUCCUGAGGAACACGUGGGCUGCUGAUUGGGAAAUCCUGAGCUGGUUUCCUGCUGACCAAGGCCUCUGGAGCCAGAAGGUGGCCUAGUGAAAGCUGGUCUGAGUCACUUCCUUCCUGAAGAGCAAUGAUUUGACCUGUGCUCAGAGCAUACCACCAAAGGAGCUGCAGUAAACAGCUGUAAUUCAGAGGUCUGUGGGGCCAGCCAGCCUGAGCCUACUUACUUUCAGAGUCUAUGCUGCACCGAAAAAGGACUUGCCUCAUAAAAAUUCCAUGAAGGUCGAAGAGCUUUCACUCUACUCGACUCCUGAAGGUCAAUCUAAGUAUGUGGAGAAGCCAAGGACCCAACUUGAAGAAAGUAUCUCACAGCUCCGACAUCAGUGUGAUCCAUAUACAAGUUGGUGUCAGGAAACAUAUUCCCAAACUAAGCCCAAGAUGCAGCGUUUCUUUCAGUGGGGGUUAG